AUGAAGAGGAUCAGACGAUUGGUGCACGGGAGCGGCGACGUGUCGCGAGUCCGGGACGACUCGUCGCAGGCCCGGGACGGACCUGCGAAUUGCCCGGUUGGACACCCAGUAGGACACCCAGUGGGACACUCGGUGGUCAAGAAGCCCAUCGCUAGCUCCGCAUCGCUGGCCAGCAGCAGACUGGCAAACAGCGAGGCCGAGCCUCGCAACCGGUGUCCCGAUUUCCAAGAUGUGCGCGACGUACCGUUCGUGUCGACCGUGCUGGGCAAAGGAGUGCUGGCGUUCCCCAGCGAGGCGGCGCUCGCUGCGUUCCGCCAGAACAAGCGACGAUUGGACGCGGUCGACGACGCUGGCGCCCUGGGGUUCCCGUUUCUGCACGCUACCACGCCCAGCGUGUUCAAGAGCAUCGUCAGUCGCAGCUCUCCGAUCAUGACGAUCCACCGGUACGCAGCGGUGGACGUUGGCUCUGACAUGGCACAACACUACCGGGAGGACGACCGGUGCGUGCAGGUCGCCGCGUGCGGCGACCUGCGAGUCUUUAGGCUCGAUUUCUGCGAAGUGUUCCAGCACAUCGACACCGGGUCGGGCCACGUCCUGUACCGGUUCGUAUUCCGCAUCGACAAUCGUGUCGACAACAACUGCUUCACACUGCGUUUGGCGAGUCACGUCCAUCGCAGGGACUGCGACACCAGCAUAGGAGGGCUCAAUCUGCGGUGGCACGGCACGUCCGGGCUUUCGUCAGUGUUCGGGACCGGUGAGUUCUCGCUGCGGGUGCUGGACGACAAUAUGCCAUCGUUCGUGGACUUUGCCUCGGACAACGAGUACAGCAUCGCUUGCCAGAAGGCGACGUCGCUGCGACCGGUGUCGCAGCUGCCAACCUGGGGCACCUACAGCGACAAACGCGGGUCGAUAUUGCCCAAGAACCGAAUAACACGACAUGCGAACUUCCAGGUCAAAGAACUGGUGCCCUGCGGCGAGGGACUCCGCGAUAUUCCCUGGGACACUUUGGUGCUUACUAGUAUGUGUUUGGUUCUACAUGGGGUGGAGUGCAGCAAGGAUAAAGGGUAUUCGUACCAAUUGGGCGGGCAGGGCUUGGCUAUGGUGAUUUGA
Molecule: messenger RNA, 1110 nt
Organism: Lachancea meyersii CBS 8951
Lineage: Eukaryota; Fungi; Ascomycota; Saccharomycetes; Saccharomycetales; Saccharomycetaceae
Source: the annotation of a GenBank genome assembly